AUACUCUUUGAACUAAACCAAAAACAACAAGAAAUGUCAAUUUAACACUGCGUUGGACGAUAACAGGAACUAAUUCUAACUUAUUUUUGAUCUAAUUCUUGUUACGUUUGUAUAAAAACUAUAAAUUAAGCCUAGUUAAAGUAGUGGGUAAAGUAAUAAAAAUAUUAGUGACCUGUAAUUCCUGCAAUUGUAUUAUAAAAUGUUAUGAUGGCUACCUACGAAAAUUGGUCAGGUCGACGGAGAGGUAAACAAGGUGGCGAUUUAUAUAGGUUAGACACUAAAAAUAAAUCACCUGAAGAAAAUAUAAAGGAAAUUAUAUAUGGCUUAUACUUAAAGAAGCCAUUUAAUAAUGAUACUUCACCUACUAACAAGAAUAUACCCAUGGAAUUUAAGACUGGUUUACGGAAUGUGCAGAAAAAUGGUUCUGAUUCCUAUAGACUUUCUUGCUUAAAUGCUUUAGUUGUAUUACUAUCAAAAGAAGAUAGAAAUAAUUUAGGAUUUUCAACUGAAGAAUUAAUGACAUGCAUUCGAGCUAGCCUUGUAGACGAGUCUAUGGUUAUCAGAGCUGCAGCAUUAAGAGCUCUAAGAUAUUUGAUCAAAACUGAGAGUGAUGUAGCCACAUUCAACAUAUUAAAGUUAACACAUAUUGUAACAAGAUCUAUGGAUUUAAUGCUACGGAAUGAAGAAGAGCGAGCACAAGCUCUUCGAGUUGUCCGACGGGUUAUAGCAGUGGUGGGGGCAGCAGAGCAGCCUUUACAAUGUCACAGAUCAGCAUACAUUGACCAGGGCUUGCUCAGAUGUUUAACUGCAGUUGCCCGCGCUGGCAGUGCAGGUGAUGGUACUGGGGAUAGGCUGUCCCGCCCAGCUGUUGCCACUUUAGCUGAGAUUUGUGUGCUAAACCCUGACCUGUUUAUCUCGUGUGGAGGUGUGAAUGCAGUAAUCCGACAGUUGGCGGAGUGUGCAACACCACGCAUGGCGGAGGCUCUCUGUGGAGUUUUACUACAUACACUGAACGAGCCUUUGUCUCGGAGAGCAGCUAGAAUUGAUCUAACCUGCCUUAAUUCACCAUACUGUGAUUUUCAUUGUCGUCCUGCCGGAACUGAUUCAAACAGGGACGAACGUGAGAUGCGAUUCACUUGCAGCAGACUAGCACUAUUAUGUGUUCUGCGUAGUUGGCCAGGUUUGCUGCACUUUUGCAAUCCUUGCAGUAAAGGUGGUCUACGCGCGUUGGUUGCUGCUCUAUACUUACCACGGUUAGAGGUCCGAAAAGCUAUAUUGGAUUUGUUGUAUGAGUUAGUUGGACUACCGCAACCAGAGUGGACAGACGAGAUUUCCGUGGCUUUAGAUGCUGUAGAUCCAUCUGACUUUCAGGAUUCUUGGCGUCUAAACGAAGGCUUCGUUGCAGCCGAAGGCACCGCUAUUCUACCUCACCUCAGUGCAACCGGACCAGAUAUUAUUGAAAUUCAUCUUGCUCUGUUACUUCAAUGCUUCCUAGAGGCUGGACUUCUGGACGGAUUAGCAGAAGUAAUAGUGACAAGUGAUACAUUUAUAUCGGUCCGCGCUACCGUACUGUUAGGCCAACUAUUGCAUUUAAUACACCUGUUUCUACCUCCUCAAAUAUGUAAUCUAACACCUGCACUGCCCACUUUGAUGUCACAAGCGUCUGCGGGCAAGCCUCAAGCAUUAGCGGCUGUUGCUGCCUUAAGGAGACUACACUCAAUGCUAGAAUCUCGUCCGGCCAGCAACAGCUUGUUCCUAGAUCACAUCAUACAGUACUGCAGUGGCGCAUUCAGGAUGAAAGUAGAAGAUAUGACGAAAAGUCGAAAGGAAAAGGACAACGCUAACAUGGCGAAGCCGCACCACGAAUUGUUAGUACAUAAAGAGAGCAGCAUCGAGUUUCUCAACGAAUCCGACAACGAAAACGAACCGAAGCAGAGGCAUAGCGUCGGCUCACGUGCUGACGUCACCAGUAGAAAUGUUAGCGCGCUAGUGAAGAGCAAAAGUGUUAGUUCACGGACUAGUUCGGUGGGAAAAGUUUCUAAAUCGGCAAAGUUCUUUAGUUUAUUCGAACGAGAUAGUGAUAGUUGGAUACGAUCGAGUCUCGUCAUGCAAAGCAAGGAUGGCAAUACAUGGGACUGGGAAAUUAUACGAACAAUAUUGAAGGAAAGUGACGGUACGCAAUUGUUAAAUUUGAAUGACAGUGGACAUAAAGCUUGGGCUAGCCGUAUCAUCAGCUACCUCAAACCUUCAUCCAACAAGUAUUCACAUACAGAUAUAUCGACCACUUGCAAUGGACACUCCGCUACGAGGGCUGGAUGUCAAUUAAUUAGACAUUUGCUGCAGCAUAAUGAUGCUGAUUCGCAGAGGAUGCUGGAAGAGCUAUUUACCGACGUCAGUAAACAGAUAGAGGCGAUAGAGACUGGCAGGAAGGCGCACGAGUGUCUCUUCAGUCCUCAGCACAUGUGCAAUACUAUGUGUCAGAUGUAUUUCCUAUUUAUCGGACAACUCUGUCACUCUCAAGUCGGACUGAAGUUGUUCAAACAAACAGGAUUAUAUAACAAUCUUCUGGAACUUUCUACGAAGACUCAUCACAGUUGCUACGUCAAACUAGUUAUAUCAAGUUUGGAUUACACAUUGGACUCUAGUCCUCGGGAUGUUUUGGCUAAAACUUUAACUUGCACCAUUCAAGCGUCCCGAUUAUAUGCUACGCAAUUUCUGAACGUACUUCUACGAGCUUCUAGAAGCUCCCGCGAACUUGUAAGGAAGAAAUCUAAAUUAAAGAAGAAUUAUACCCAAGAUCAAUGGAAACAUAUUUAUAGAGAUGAUGGUGAUAAUAAUGGGGUUGAUAUGGACACUUGGGUAUUACAAAUGUUGGUUGGACAAGUUAAAGAUGAAUCUAAGAAGGUUGUCAAAUGCGCUUUAUCUAUAUUAGAAGAAGCAUAUAGUGUACCGGCUUUCUUGGAGAAACUGAUGACAAUGAAAGACACUCUCGGUCAGAACUGCAGAUUGGAUAAAAAUGCUGAUCCAUCAACUUUGGACUUAAGCUCCGUUGGUGAUAGAGGAUAUUUGAUAUGGCUGGGAUUAGAAGUUGCUGCAACCGUACAGACCGGCGAUACGCAGUCUAUAGCAUUUCUUAAGAAACAUUUGGAUUUCUGGGCGAAAUCUUACAACUACAGAUAUGUGCGGUUAGUGGAGGCGGGUGUGCACGAGGCGCUGACUGUGUGCGAGGGCGCGCGUCGGCCGAGGGCGUCCCGACGCUGCGUGCGCACGCCGCCGCACCUGCUGGCCGCGCUCGCAGCUGUAGCACACCCCGCCCACGCCACGCACCCCGCACACGCCCCGCACCCCGUAGCGCCCGCCAACAUGGCCGCCGUACAGCUGCGGGGUCUGCUGGCUGCCGCACUGCCACCCCACUGCAAGAUAAUACAAGGUAUGAAAUGUUCAACGGAACAAGAGAUAAUGGAGCUGAAGGCAUCACUGUGGGCGGUGGGUAACGCGGCGCUGAGCGGGGCGGGGCUGCAGCAGGUGCUGGCGGCGGGCGGGGAGGAGGCGGCGCCGCACUUCGUGUUGCGCCUCGCCAAGUACAGCCCCGUCUACUCCGUGCGCGCCACAGCUUUCUACGUGCUCGGACUAUUCGCUACCACAUUUGAAGGCGCAAAUUUACUCUCUGAUUUAGGUUGGAUAUGCGUGAGACAUACCCGUCACGAUCAAUUCCCUAUAAUACCGGACGAGAGUUACCCGCAAUACGAUUCAACUGGAGACGGGAAUUACAUCACAUCACCGGAACGACGCUACAAUGCAUUCGAUAUAGAAUUGAGCGAACAUUCAGAUCACACAGACUUAAGUACUGCCGAAAGUAUACAUUCAGAUACGAAACAUGGGAUUAAAACUCUAGUAGACCACGAUGUUGUUGACCAUAAGACCCCUUACAAUGAAAGUCGUCGUGAAGUCAGCAAAAGAAAGUCCCAUACACUACCAACACAAGGAUGUUCUGCUUCUCACGAUAGACCAGCUUUAACUGAAUCUAGAACUGUUGAUAUUCUAAGAGAUUGUUCGAGUUACGAACGACCAGGACCACAUCGGUUGCAUUUUGAGAACAGAUUGUUAUUAGGAAGGAUGAAUUCUUUGGAACAUCACGAGGGUAGAGUGAGGAAUACUAGUGAGUCUAGCACUAGCGGCGUCAGUAGUUGUGAUUCAGCUGGAGGGAAAUAUGCAAUACCUGACAGAAUAUUAACACUAAGUCCCAUACCAAGUUCAUCAAGUCUGUACGGUAUGAAGAGUAGCAGCAGCUCACAUCGGCCCCGCCUCUCUGAGUCGCAACGGAGAACUUCCACGUCAAGUUUUUCAACUUGUGAAGUGGCCAGUUCACCACCUACACAAAUGGACAUGUCAGGUUAUGCUACACUCAAGACCAUAAAUAAACAUAGAAGGCCGCACUUGUCGGAGAGCGCGGCGUCGGGUUCUACUGAGCUGGACGACCUGACGUGGCUGCUGACGGACACGCAGCGCCGCUCCAAGCCCUUCUCCUCCCUACGCCCGUUCAACAUUAAUAUCACUAAAGCAGCGCUAUCCUGA
This is a messenger RNA of Papilio xuthus (Asian swallowtail), 4575 nucleotides long. It is a transcript of the gene rictor, whose product is annotated as rapamycin-insensitive companion of Tor. Lineage: Eukaryota; Metazoa; Arthropoda; Insecta; Lepidoptera; Papilionidae. Gene Ontology annotation, biological process: TORC2 signaling; positive regulation of phosphatidylinositol 3-kinase/protein kinase B signal transduction. The record is from RefSeq and is a predicted model, not a curated record. Gene Ontology annotation, cellular component: TORC2 complex. The transcript is spliced from 20 exons. The coding region runs from base 205 to 4575 and encodes 1456 amino acids. Gene Ontology annotation, molecular function: protein serine/threonine kinase activator activity.